AUGUUGACACGAAACCAUCCGGCGUCUGCAACGCAUCAUCCCACAAUGCCCGCCUUGAAGAUCGCUCAGGACAGUUAUCCUCACAUUGUGGAAGACAUCUUCCAGUACGCCCUGGCCACAUGGACCAUACGUGAGCUGGCCACCGUCAGAGCCGUCUCGAGCCGCCUCCGGACCGCCGUCGAUGACCUAUGCUCCCACGUGGUUCUCACCAGGACAGCAGCGGAAGGGGAACUCGCCAUUACUGGGCUCCAUGGCCCCCUCCCCUACCUCCCCAGUGGCUCAACGGACCGCACGUUUGAGCGCAACACGCGCGUGGUCACAUUACGCGGACCAAUCGACAAAGAAGAUCUGGAGCGCGUGGGAGGAACCUGGAUCUCCAACAUCUGCACCCUGCGAGCAGUGCGAGGAGAACAGGGACCCCCGACCUCCAACCUUCUCACCACGCUUGUCAGCCUAAGCACUGUUGUGCUUGCAAGCCCUAUGGCCGGUUGGAGUGAUCAACUGGCCGUCCCCAACUUUUGUUUUGAGGCAACCUUGGACGAAAUCAUCCUCAACGUCGAGGUCCCUCAGUACAACGGUUCCUCAAGGCUGUAG
Apiotrichum porosum is the source of this 594-nucleotide messenger RNA. RefSeq lists its product as uncharacterized. The transcript has a single exon. The record is from RefSeq and is a predicted model, not a curated record. Lineage: Eukaryota; Fungi; Basidiomycota; Tremellomycetes; Trichosporonales; Trichosporonaceae. The coding region runs from base 1 to 594 and encodes 197 amino acids.